Ylistrum balloti is the source of this 1200-nucleotide messenger RNA. RefSeq names its product arylacetamide deacetylase-like. The transcript has 6 exons. Lineage: Eukaryota; Metazoa; Mollusca; Bivalvia; Pectinida; Pectinidae. Gene Ontology annotation, cellular component: membrane; cytosol. The coding region runs from base 1 to 1200 and encodes 399 amino acids. Gene Ontology annotation, biological process: triglyceride catabolic process. Gene Ontology annotation, molecular function: triacylglycerol lipase activity; sterol ester esterase activity. The record is from RefSeq and is a predicted model, not a curated record.
AUGGCCUGUGGACGCGUUCUUUUAUUCCUGGCCGUGGGCUUUGUAGGCCUAGCCUACAUCUUGUAUACGCCUUUCCCUGAGGAUGCCGUAGAACCACAUAUACAAAUGGCUGUAUCUCUUAUUGUUGGUGCAAUCUUUAAAUUUUGCGAAUUCCAGGAGUGCGUUGGGUACAGAUCGUUCACAAAUUGUGCCAGGGAUCCUUUCUACAUAGACGCUUUGAUGUACAAAGGAGCUGUAUCGGAUGACAAUGUUCAGGUGAGCGAAGAGUUGUUCGAUGGCGUGAAAGUGAGGCUGUACGUACCUCGUCAACAGACAGGUAAACGUCCACUUCCAGGAAUUAUAUACCUUCAUGGAGGUGGCUGGAGUUUAGGAUCGCCAGAGAUGUAUGACCCAUUGACCAGGAAGUUAGCGACAUCCCUCACCGCUGUCGUCGCCUCGGUGGAUUACCGAAUGGCUCCGGAAUAUCCAUUCCCUGUGCCUUUUGAAGACUGUGUGAUGGCAGCAAAGUAUUUCAUGAACAACGCUGAAAAGUUUGGAGUGGAUGCCCGUCGGAUUGCUUUGUCAGGGGAUAGUGCAGGAGGAAAUUUAGCGAUGGCUGUUGGGACUAAGCUGACCAGUGAAGGACAAGCCCCUCGACUUCUAGCACUUCUAUACCCAGCGUUGCAGAUGGUGGACUUCAACACCCCAGCUUAUAAUACUUACCAGGCAAUGCCGUUUCUGUUAAAGAAAAACAGAAUGGUCAGAUUUUACCUUACGUAUGCAUUUGGCAAUGAAAAAGACAUUGAUAAAUAUUUGGAAAAUAGGCAUGUGUCUGAAUCACUUAGAAAUACCAUCAAUACGAAGGUUAGUAGGGACUUACUGCCUGAAAAAUAUCAGGACCUUCAUGUGAAAGAACACGUAUCUAUUGAUACUAAUUUGGCACAAAAAGUGGAAAAAAUAAUUACCAACAAGUAUUUGUGCCCUCUUAUGCUUGAUGACGAUGAACUGUACGAAUUACCGAAAGCUUAUUUGAUGACUUGUGAGUAUGACCCAUUACGAGACGAUGGCCUCAUGUUGGCCAAACGUUGGAAGGAUAUGUACUUUCCUGUGACACAUGUACACUGGAAUGGUGUACAACACGGAUUUAUAAAUGCAGACGGUUCCAGACGUACAGCUGAAGCAGUAAACGACUGCAUCAAAUACCUCAAGAGUGAAUUGUAA